CCCCUCCCAGGUGCCUGUGGUGGAGCAGUCUGCUCCCAGGGCACCUCUGAUGGACUCUGGGCGGCACACCAUGGGGGCUCUGAGGCCCUGGGCCCGAUACGGGCUACUGGUUGUGGCCCACCUGCUAGCCCUGGGGCUUGGGGCUGCAGUGCUCCAGGCCCUGGAGGGGCCUCCAGCACUCCAGCUCCAGGCCAACCUCAGGGCCGAGCUGGCCACUUUCCAGGCGGAGUACAGGGCCUGCCUGCCACCCAGGGCACUGGAAGAGCUGCUGGGCACCGCCCUGGCAGCCCAGGCCCACGGGGUUUCCAGCCUAGGCAAUGGCUCCCAGGCCAGGAACUGGGAUCUGCCCUCAGCCCUACUCUUCACUGCCAGCCUCCUCACCACCACAGGUUAUGGCCACAUGGCCCCACUAUCGGCAGGUGGAAAGGCCUUCUGUGUGGUCUACACGGCCCUGGGGCUGCCAGCCUCCUUAGCACUUGUGGCUGCACUGCGCCACUGCCUGCUGCCUCUGCUCAGCCGCCCGGGUGCCUGGGUAGCCAUCCAUUGGCAGCUGACGCCGGCCAGGGCUGCGCUACUGCAGGCAUCUGGGCUGGGCCUGCUAGUGGCUGGUAUCUUCGUGCUGCUGCCAGCACUGGUGCUGUGGGGUCUGCAGGGCGACUGCAGCCUGCUGGAGGCCAUCUACUUCUGCUUCAGCUCACUCAGCACCAUCGGCCUGGGGGACCUGCUGCCUGGCCAUGACCAUGGCCUGCAUCCAGUGUUUUACUACCUUGGCCAGUUCGCACUUCUGGGGUACUUGCUCCUGGGGCUCCUGGCCAUGCUGCUGACCGUGGAGACGUUCUUGGAGCUGCCCCAGGUCCGUGCCAUGGUGAAGUUCUUCAGGUCCAGGGGCCCUCUGAACGCUGAGGACGAAGGUGGCAUCCUAGGCCAGGAUGAACUGGCUCUGAGCACCCUGCCACCCUCAGCAGCAGCCCCAGAACGGGCCCCAGCUUGCUGACAGAUGUCAGGGAUGGAGUUGAGCUCCUUUCAGGUGGAGAAGCCUGAGGAGGAAGCCAUCGGGAGUGGCUGGGGAAGCCUCUGGGGGUGGGAGGGGAAGGGAUGGAUGUGAGGACCUCAGGGAAUGUGUUAAUAAAAAAUAAAACGGGCAACACCGCC
Messenger RNA from Orcinus orca (killer whale), 1152 nucleotides. RefSeq names its product potassium two pore domain channel subfamily K member 7 (gene KCNK7). The coding region runs from base 50 to 994 and encodes 314 amino acids. The transcript has 3 exons. Gene Ontology annotation, cellular component: membrane. Gene Ontology annotation, biological process: stabilization of membrane potential; potassium ion transmembrane transport. NCBI's taxonomy places the organism in Eukaryota, Metazoa, Chordata, Mammalia, Artiodactyla, Delphinidae. The record is from RefSeq and is a predicted model, not a curated record. Gene Ontology annotation, molecular function: potassium ion leak channel activity.